GUUAAAGUAUUCUUGAAAUUGUAUUUUUUGUUUAGUGAUAAGAUUGUUUUUUUUUGUUAAAUUGUUUUAAAAAUAAAAAAUAAUUAUUCUUUUAAAUUUUUAUAGACUUUUAAAUAUAAUCCGUAGAAAUUAAAUACAUGUAGUUAUAUGUAUUUUAAUUUAUUUAAUUAUGUGAACAUUUUUACAUUAUUAUAAUUAUGCCAUCAAUCAAUAACAUUAUAUUUUUAAUUAGUGUUUUAGCUACCUUUGAUAAAAAUGGUGGUACUCCAGCCACUACUACAAAAGUCAGUGAUUUAAUAAUGAGAUUGCCUGAUAACUUAGGUCUAGUAAAAUAUUUUGAAGAACUAAAACUUAAAAGCUUUUGUGAUACCAAGCUGCUUAAGACAACAGAAAUACAAGAUUUUGAAAAAAAUACUCCUGUAGUAUGUCUAUGUUCAGUCAUUUAUUACUUGAUAAUAGAUUCAACUACAGCAAAAGUUGAUGUUUCCGAUGUCAAAAGGGCUAAAGAUAACAUUGAGACAAAUAAUGAAGAAUCUGUUUAUUACGCUUGGAAAGAAGUAACUAAGUUAUCACCAUCAUUGGCACUGUUUAUGAAACCACUUGAUAAAUUGGAAAAAUGGCGUAAAAUUUAUUAUAAUAUUAAUAAUGAAAUAACACUGCACUGCAAGAUGGUUAAUCUAGAAGUCAUGUCUUUGUAUAAUGUUUUAAAAAAAACAGAUAAAAUAUCAAAAAUUGAUAUUAAUAAUUCAUCGGACCAAAAAAAUGAAAAAGAUAAAAAAACAUCAUUACCUGCACAAUUUGAAUCUCCAAAAAAUAUUAAAAUAAAAGCUGAUGAAAAACCUAUAGCAGUGAAACCAGAAAUAAAUGAUGAUGUAAAAGAAAAAAAAGAAGAGGUUAAUUUUCUUCAACUAAAUAUUGAACAUCAAAAAGAUGAUACUAAUAGUUUACAACCAAAAUUGACUAAUAAAGUAGAAAACACUAAUAUCCAGCAACAAAAGCCAAUUUCUACAAAAACAGACUCUGAUAUUCUACCUAAUUCUAUUUCUAAAAAAAAAGAGGAUAAUGUUUCUCAAUCAAAUACCAUUAAUAAAGAAGAAGACUUUAACAAUGAUAAUUUAAUUGUAAAUACUGAUAAGAUAAAAGGAGAAGAAAUCGGAGAAGAACCUCCAACUAAUGAAAAACUACCUAUUCAAGAGCCUGUUAAAGAAAAUCCAGAUAAUGUAAAAAAAUCUAUCAUGGCUUCAGAUGACCAACGUAUGUCAUAUGGUAAUGAUGAUGACAUUGAAAAUUCAGAGUAUCCCAUUGAUAAAGAAAUCAAUACAAAUAAAAAGAAUCAACUUGUAUUAAUUCCAAAAAAAAAAUUUAUGAAUGAUGAUUUUAGUGAUUCUAAUGAUUCUAGAUUCCUAUUCUAUUUCACCAUCUUUACAGUGCUUACAAUGAUAUUCUAUUUAGUCUUAUACAAUAAAAAAAAGAUAAUUGCAUUAUUAAUUGAAGGUCGGCGAAGCAAUAACAGUCAUAGAAGAAGACCAAAUAAUGCUGGUUAUUUAAAAGUAGAGACUGAAGAAGGUUCUACUGUAUUUUAAAGAAAUAAGUUUUUAUUUAUACAAAUGGUGCCAUUGUAAUAUAUAAUUUUAGAUGCUAAAUAGUAUGUUAAGAAAGAGCUAUAGCAAACAUUUCUGGCUACUAGAGUGAAUUUAAAUUAUUGAACCCUCUCCUUCACCUUAAAAAAACUUAACAUUUGUUUAACUGAAGACUACGCUUAGCUGUUCUUUUUAUCACCUCCAUUACAAUGGUGACUUGGACAAAAGCUUGUCACAGUUGUCACACCUUUGCUAUGGCUCUGUUUAUAAGUGUAAUUUUAUACUGCUAUAGACUAUUAAAAGUUAAAAAAAUAAAAAUUAUUAUGCUAAAUUUUAUGAUUAAAAUUAUCUAUGUACAUA
This is a messenger RNA of Daktulosphaira vitifoliae (grape phylloxera), 1940 nucleotides long. RefSeq names its product trans-Golgi network integral membrane protein 2-like. The coding region runs from base 198 to 1583 and encodes 461 amino acids. The transcript has 6 exons. Lineage: Eukaryota; Metazoa; Arthropoda; Insecta; Hemiptera; Phylloxeridae. The record is from RefSeq and is a predicted model, not a curated record.